GCUCUAAGCUGUCAAAACCGACUGGGUCGAUUUUUUUAAUGGCGGUUUACAAGUGAUUGUGGGUAAUAAACUAAAAUGUGAUAAGUCAAACGCAUUAAAAAACAGGUGAAAAUUAUAUGUAAUUAAUGCAAUAUACUGAAAUUGUGUCGAGAGUAGUACACCAAACGCUGUUUCCGAUGUGGAAGCAGUUACAGAUGGGACUACGAGCAUUUUUGCUUAUAGCAUCAAGAGUUUGGACAUGCUUAUGUUAUACAUUGAAAAAACAAACUCGAGCCAUUAUACAACAUCAGUCUGUUAAAUAUGAUUUGUUUCCUCUGUCUCCCUUAUCAAGGCAUAGGCUAAGUAUAGUGAAACGAAAAGUCCUGGUUCUUGAUUUGGACGAGACUUUGAUACAUUCGCACCAUGACGGUGUGGUUAGACAGACGGUUAGGCCGGGAACGCCGCCAGAUUUCGUACUUAAGGUUGUUAUAGACAGACAUCCUGUGAGGUUCUUCGUUCAUAAGAGACCCCACGUGGAUUUUUUCCUAGAUAUAGUUUCCCAGUGGUACGAGCUGGUUGUAUUCACGGCCAGCAUGGAAAUAUACGGUGCGGCAGUUGCUGACAAGUUGGACGCCGGAAGGGGAAUCCUGCAGAGGCGGUUCUACAGGCAGCAUUGUACUCCAGAUCUGGGAUCGUACACCAAGGAUCUGAGUGCCAUUUGCAAUGAUCUCUCCAGCGUAUUCAUUCUGGAUAACAGUCCGGGAGCAUAUCGAGCCUAUCCUGACAAUGCAAUACCGAUAAAAUCGUGGUUCUCGGACCCCACGGACAUAGCAUUGCUCAAUCUACUUCCUGUGCUCGAUGCUCUGCGUUUCACGGCGGAUGUUAGGUCUGUCCUGUCGAGAAACCUCCACUUGCACAGGCUUUGGUAGAAAGGUUGUCAGAUGUAGUGAUCUUGGAUGUCUUUCUUAAUGUUCCAUCUUCCAAUCGUCUACAAGAAGUAUUUGUUACUAAAUUGUUUGCGAUGUACGUAUUUUAACUAUUUUCUGUUUUAUUCCGUUAAGGUUCUACUUUUGUUUGCAUAUUGGAAAUGUAAGAGUUGCACUUCAAAAAAGACUUAUUCACUGUUGUGUUCACCAUUUAAUUUAUUUUCGUAUUAUUUAUUUUGCGUUUAUUGGCUAGUUUUGUUAUCGUUUUGUUGAGCGGUAGGGUGAGGAACAAUUGUAUACUAAAUUGGUUGUACGAGUGUAAAUAAAAAUUCUCAUUUAAUUUGAAAAGUAACAUCACACCUAGAUUCAAAAUAUAGUUUACGAGACGUAAAACUUCGAUUUGUACCUGCUUGAAUUUUUGCUAUUUUGAAGUGUAUUACUCUAAUUAAAAUGUACACGAUUUUAUAAAACCAAAGAUGUAGAUUAACAUUCUCUUGGAAGAUUUCUGUAGGUGUGCUUUGAAUGAGACAAAGACAUAUUUUUGUACCGUUAUUAGCUGAUGAUUGAACAAGAAUUUUUAUUUGAAUAAUAUAUUUUUGUUUUAUUGAGAAGAUAUUUAUCAACUUUAAGCUCUGUGCAGUUUUUAUGUAUUACGUAUAUUUUAAUCCAAUGUGGUUUUAUUAUAUUUAUAUUUUAUGCGAGGGUACCGUUGAUAAUUUUCAAAGGUCUCCCAGGUCUGAUGUUAAAUGAUUCACCCUGUAUAAAACAUUUUAUUAUUUAACUUUCCUCCUAUAAUCGCAAAAUUUAAAUAAGUGGCAAGGUUAUUUUAAAUUUUUUUAUUUACUUGUUUCAAAUUUAUAUCUCAUUAGUUUCCUAAUAAUGUUUGUUCCUUAAAAAUUUGAAAUAGGUAAUAAAUUCGAGGAAGCGUUUGCGGGAAAUACGUGAGUCACAUUUUUGUUUCGACUUGCCAGUUUUAUUUUUAAACAGCAGAGCUUUCGACCUGUUAUGAUGUAUAAUAUUUAUUGACUGUAAAGUCGUGUUAAUUGAACAUGUAGUAAAUGUUUUAGAGUAGGUUAUUUUGUAAUUGUAGGUUGUUAAAAAUUUUCUGCAUCAGAAAAUUUUUAGUUUUCAUUUUUAAUGUACCCAACGGUAGUUAUUUUUUAACUAUUAGUGGAUAUAUUAAAAAUAUAAUAACACGUUGCAUGUGUACAUAAGUUGUAGUAUAAAUUUGUUAGGAAAAUACGAUAAGUAACGGUUUCUAUUUUUAGUUGUACUUAAAAUCGCAUUAUGCAGGUACAAAUUAUGCCAUUUGUUCAUCCUGUUUGUACUUGCCAAAAUAGCACAAAAUCAUAAACAUUUUUUUUUCUGUAAAUAUUUGUACAAAAUGUAAACAUGUCAACAUUUUUAGAAAACGUGAGCUUUGUUCUCACACAAAAACUGUAUAGAAAAGUAGUGAUUAUUAUUUAUUUUUAAUAUUUUGGCAAAAUCUUUAUAGGAAAUUUGUUACACAUUUAUUCAUAACUUUUUUUUUUUUGUUUAAAUAGAACAAGUUUUUAACCUGUUUUAAAUGUAAUUAAACAUCAUUAUUGUAGAGAUACAAGUUAUAUCAACUGUUAGUUCUUUUUAAACUACUCUGUACAUAAGAACUUGUAGAAUAUUUUUCAUUAAAUUAUUACCAUACUCUGGUAUUUAUGGAAAAUAAGAUAACUUGGAACAAGAAGUACCUAAUAAUGACUUUUACAGUGAAAUUGUAAAUUAUAUUAGAAUAAAAUUUAAC
This is a messenger RNA of Anoplophora glabripennis (Asian longhorned beetle), 2682 nucleotides long. RefSeq names its product CTD nuclear envelope phosphatase 1 (gene Dd). Gene Ontology annotation, molecular function: protein serine/threonine phosphatase activity. The record is from RefSeq and is a predicted model, not a curated record. The transcript has 6 exons. The coding region runs from base 126 to 908 and encodes 260 amino acids. Lineage: Eukaryota; Metazoa; Arthropoda; Insecta; Coleoptera; Cerambycidae.